Solanum dulcamara is the source of this 1789-nucleotide messenger RNA. Its product is annotated as transcription factor bHLH77-like. Lineage: Eukaryota; Viridiplantae; Streptophyta; Magnoliopsida; Solanales; Solanaceae. Gene Ontology annotation, biological process: regulation of DNA-templated transcription. Gene Ontology annotation, cellular component: nucleus. The transcript is spliced from 9 exons. The record is from RefSeq and is a predicted model, not a curated record. Gene Ontology annotation, molecular function: DNA-binding transcription factor activity; protein dimerization activity. The coding region runs from base 179 to 1498 and encodes 439 amino acids.
CUACUUUUUCUUUCCUUCUCAUUUGAGUGGAAUUCAAAUACCAAAGUCACAAUCACCUCUUUUUUCUUUGUUUUGACUAAAUUCUUCUUGUAAUCUUCACUUUUUUCAAUUACAAUUUUUUGGGUUUUGUUUUCUUGAUUUGCCACUUAUCCUAAACACUUCAAUUCACAUGUACUAAAUGGACAAGAAAAAUUUGUUCUUGAACAAUGUCAACACAAUGAAUGAGUUAAAUUGUACUAGUAGUUUUUACAAUCCCAAUUGGGAGAAUUCUUCAAUGGAUCAUCAAAAUAAUCCAUUUGAAUCUAAUAUUAUUGUGUCUAGUAAUAGUGACAAUUUUGUAUUGAGGGAAGUGAUUGGUAAAUUAGGAAACAUUUGUAAUUCUGGUGAAAUUUCACCAAAUUCUUUUGUUGAUAGUAAUAACAAUUCUUGUUAUACUACUCCAUUGAAUUCUCCUCCAAGACUUAAUCUUUCCAACUUUGAUCAUCAAAUCAAGGGAAAUUUUCCAAUUAAUAGUACUAAUUUGUCACAUUUUUCUACUAAUCUUGGAAAUUUUUCUUGUUUUGGUAGUAACAAUUUGAGUGGCAAUGAAUCAAAAUUUGUCCAAAAUUUGGAAAGUUGUAAACUUUCAAGAAACAAGUCUAUCAAAGAAAGUGAAUUUGGAGAUUCAAGAGAAAAUUCUUCAGUUUCUGAACAAAUCCCACUUGAAGAAAUUGGAAUCAAAUGUCAAAAUAAUUCCAAUUCCAAGAAGGGCAAAUCAAUUCCAAAGAGGAAAGCUAAAGAAAUCACUCCCAAGAAUGACAAUGUUUCAACAGAAAACAAUGAAUCAAGUGCCAAAAGAAUCAAAUCUGAUGACAAAAUUGGAAAUGAUAAAGAACAAAAUCAAGAAAAUCAAAAGACUCAAGAACCACCAAAGGAUUAUAUUCAUGUUAGAGCCAGAAGGGGUCAGGCCACAGAUGCACAUAGUCUUGCUGAAAGGGUGAGAAGAGAGAAAAUUGGUGAAAGAAUGAAGUUUUUACAAGAUCUUGUACCUGGCUGCAAUAAAGUGACUGGAAAAGCUGUGAUGCUUGAUGAAAUCAUUAACUAUGUACAAUCCCUACAGUGUCAAGUUGAGUUCCUCUCGAUGAAGUUAUCUAAUCUGAAUCCAACAACAGACUUCAACACAGAAUCUCUUACGUUCAAGAAUAUGUUUCAGUCUGUCGGGUCGUUGCAUCAUAACAUAAAUUCAGAAGAAAUCUCAGGACAUGAAUUUCCAUAUGGAUUCCAAUCUCAACAACGGCCAACUUUACAGAGUUUCUUACCAAAAGAAACAGAAUUUCCCUUUAAAAUUAAUCCUCAUUUGGAUGGUUUUGUGGAACAAACACCUCAGGUUCCAACAUUCUUCGAAGAUGAUCUUCAUAGUUUUAUCCAUAUGGGAUUUGGACAAAUUCAAGCACAGAACUUUCCUGGAAAUGUGCCCACAGCACAAAUGGAGCUGAAUUAUGAACAAAAGACCAUAUGAUCUCAUUUGUGGGAUUACACCAGAUAUGUUAUUCGAUUCAAGAACAAGGAUGGAGCUCAUUUCUCACUCCCAAUUCUUGAUUAAUUCAGUGAUUACUUUGGAUAAUCAUAAUGAUUAUCAUUAAUUAUUUCCCAUAUGGGACUGUUAUUAUUUAAUUAGUAGGCAAUUUCAUACACCACAUGGAGUGUUUGAACUCUAAUUGAUCACUUGUAAAUUAUUUUGUAAUUAACAUUGUAAGUUUUAUAACUAAUUCAUUGAGACUUUAUGACAUUUAAUUUCCUUUUUUUUAUU